CCAUAUCGUGUCAUCAAAAAACAACAGUGACAUCUGAGUGACAUGUACACAGUUGUUGAUAGUAAAUAACAUUACUUUAAUUAUUUAACUUUGAAUCAAACACGAAUUUUGUUGCGUUUUACGUUAAUUUUAAUUAAGUUGUUGAGUUUAAUGUGUUACAUCACUUGACGAGCAUGACUGUGAUGUGUAACAUGUUUUCAUAACAGUGUUUAGAGAUGGACAUAUUUCUAUGUUUAAAAUGCUUCUUAUCAAAUCAGCAAUUGCUUUUUUCUUGCUGGUUUUAAUUCAAGCUCAAGGGGAGUAUGAGCAGCUUCCAAACUGUCUCGAUAGUUUUGUGCCAGGCUUAGUUUUGGUAAGUACCAUUGACGGAAAAUUUUCGGCCCUAUCUUCAGAAGGGAGUUUAAAAUGGCAAGUUGAUACUGAUCCCGGACCUUUACUGGUGUCAAACAUUCAUAACCUUGAGCUAACAAAUAGUGGAAAGUGGAUUAGGAUAAUUCCCUCUUUAACUGGCUCAUUAUACAGGUUUGAUGGUGCCAGUAUUGAUCCAAUUUCAAUAUCGGCUGAGUCUUUAUUACGAUCCUCAUUCAAAUAUUCCGAUGAUUUGGUUAUAGCUGGCGGGCUUGAAGUUAGAACAUACGGUAUAGGAUUCAGAACUGGCAAAGUAUUUUACACUUGUUCCACUUUACACUGUAUAAAUACCACAAACAGUGGGCCCGAAGUUGAGGAUAUUUUACUUUUGGAGAGAAGUACGCAGAUUGUUAGGGCAGUAGAGUCACAGUCAGGACACGAAAAAUGGAACUUCAGUGUGGGCCAACACAACAUCAAGUCAACACAUAUCAGUUGUGCUGACGCAAACCAGAACCUUUUCAACUGGAACAUAACCGCCAUCAUACCUGAAGGUCUAUUAUUUGCCUCAAAUUUUCAAAAUGACGUUAAAACGACUUGGGAGUACCGGUUCCCAUCACCUAUAGUGCGUGUAUGGAGAUGGAACGGCCAUAAAAUGUCCGAAAUAGACUUGUUUCAAGUCAGAAAUGACAAGGAAACAACUGACACUCAAAUUUCACCAGCCAUAUAUCUCGGGAUGCAUAAGAAGCAGUUGUACAUCCAUGAAUCGUUCGCUUUGCAAAGUAAGUUGCAAGCGGUCACAGCUGUUGCACCACCGAGGACUUUGGGGAAAAUACCUUGGAAACCUAUUUCAGCGUCAGGGUUUUUAACCGAGGAUGAUUCAACAGCGAUUUCGGUUCUGUACAGCUCCGAAUAUGUCAAUGGUCACGGAUAUUUCCUGUACAGCGAUAAAGCAAUAAAACAAAAAAAUAGUGCGAUUUGUGAAAACAAUAAUACGUUAAAAUUCCCGGCCUUGAAUUUUCAAUCAAAAACUGAUAGUCUUCGAUGGUUAUUUUCAAUGUGGUGGAAAGAAAUGCUCGUCACGUUGUUAACAUUUUCGCUUCUUUUCAAUCUAAUGUUUCGGUCAUUUAGCCGCCGCCAGCACCCUAAACAAGUGAUUUUCGUGGAACGUCCUGUAGAAAUACCCCAGAAAGACUCUUCGUCUGACCGUACAUCUGAGUCGUCUGAUGGUUUCUUCACUUCGCGUUAUUUGAAUGAUUUUGAUACGAUGAGAUGUUUAGGAAAGGGCGGUUUUGGAGUCGUUUUUGAAGUGAAACAAAAAAUUGACGAAUGUCAUUACGCUAUCAAGCGAAUUGUGUUACCUAAUGAAAAAAACAAACGCGAAGCAGUCAUGAGAGAAGUCAAGGCUUUGGCAAAGUUAGAGCACCACAAUAUUGUCAGGUAUUUUAAUUCCUGGGUGGAGCAGCCCCCGCCAGGUUGGCAAGAACAGCACGAUAAUGAUUGGAUAAAGGAAACUGGUGAAUUUACAGCGGAAACAACUAAUCACACUACAGCUUCGAUCUCAAAAAACAAGACUGUUGAUAUAAAAAUCGACGACGACCCGUUCUCUAGUAAUUACAGUUAUGCGAUUAAUGAAACUAGGAGUAACGAUUCGUUUAUUGUAUUUCACAACAGUACUGAUACUAAGAACGACACAACUGCUAGAACUGAUACAGUGUCCUAUGAGGAAUCCCACACUUCGGGGGUUAAUUGGCGACGGCCUAGCAGGCGGUAUCACAGCUUAAAUGAAAUUCCUCCGAAAGAUCCACCAACUUUUCUUUACAUUCAAAUGCAGCUUUGCCAAAGGCAGAGUUUGAAAGAAUGGUUGGUGGAGAAUAAAGAGCGCCCCUUUGCCGACGUGUUACAAAUAUUUAAACAAAUCGUGUCGGCUGUUGAGUACGUGCACAUGCAUGGCCUAAUUCAUCGUGACUUGAAGCCUAGCAAUAUAUUUUUUUCCUUGGAUGGUCAAAUCAAAGUGGGUGAUUUUGGUUUGGUGAAAGACGAAGAGGAAUCUCACGACACUUCAAGUGGCUUGAGAUCACUAAAAGGGCACACGAAAGAAGUAGGAACGCGCUUGUAUAUGAGCCCCGAACAAUUAAACGGCCAGAAAUAUAAUUACAAGGUUGACAUUUAUUCGUUGGGAUUAAUAUUUUUCGAACUGUUGGUAUAUUUCUCCACGGAUAUGGAAAGAAUACAAACUAUGACCAACAUCAGGGAUAAUAAGUUUCCCAAAGAUUUUACUGAACAAUAUUCAGACGAGUAUCAGUUACUUACUUUGAUGCUUUGUCAGCUACCUGAAAAAAGACUUACAACGUUCGGGGUGCGGGUGAGGCCGCCAUUGAACUGCUGUGAUAACUACGAUAAAACAUACGAUUUUGAGUUGCCAAAGUCGAGUCGAACCAUCGGUUUGGCAAGCUCAAAAUAGUCUUGUGAUACAUUGGCCUUUAAUGGAAUUGAUUUGAAUGAUGUGCAGUGCGUUUAAUUUUACUUUAUACAUUCCACUUGUAACAUAUUAAUUUAUAAUUGAAUAAAUCUUUUUUUUGAAAA
Messenger RNA from Tribolium castaneum (red flour beetle), 2931 nucleotides. Its product is annotated as eukaryotic translation initiation factor 2-alpha kinase. NCBI's taxonomy places the organism in Eukaryota, Metazoa, Arthropoda, Insecta, Coleoptera, Tenebrionidae. Gene Ontology annotation, molecular function: ATP binding; eukaryotic translation initiation factor 2alpha kinase activity; protein binding. Gene Ontology annotation, cellular component: nucleus; cytoplasm. The transcript is spliced from 9 exons. Bases 230 to 2809 code for a protein of 859 amino acids. Gene Ontology annotation, biological process: protein phosphorylation. The record is from RefSeq and is a predicted model, not a curated record.